AUGGGGGACAAUAGGCUAUCUGUGGAGAAUACGUACCAGUUAGGACCAGAAGAGCCCCUCACGCGCUUGGCUAUCAGGCCUCUGGUUCAGAAGGCUCUACAGAAGCAGUUUUUGAAUUGGACAUAUGACGCUAAAACUGGGGCAUCCAAGAGCCGCGACACUUGCGCAAUGAUACAGAAUUACAUAAAUGAUAGUGCAGUUGUUCCGCCUCGCUACAAGGUUAUGGUUCAAGUAUUUAUUGUACCUCUCAAAGGGCAAUGCGUCCGGCUUGCUACGCGUUCCGUCUGGGAACCGUCCACAGACAAUUUGGUCAGCGAAACGUUCACUGGCCGUGAUUACGCUGCAACUGCCCUUGUUUUUUACACAUAUAAUGAGUGA
Giardia duodenalis is the source of this 378-nucleotide messenger RNA. Its product is annotated as Tctex-1 family protein. Gene Ontology annotation, molecular function: dynein intermediate chain binding. The record is from RefSeq and is a predicted model, not a curated record. Gene Ontology annotation, cellular component: cytoplasmic dynein complex; cytoplasm. Gene Ontology annotation, biological process: microtubule-based movement. The transcript has a single exon. The coding region runs from base 1 to 378 and encodes 125 amino acids. NCBI's taxonomy places the organism in Eukaryota, Fornicata, Diplomonadida, Hexamitidae.